AUGGAUCAAAUUACCAACGCUCUCGAACCAUGUAAACAGUUCGCCAAGGACUCCAUGAGACUUGUGAAAAGAUGCACGAAACCAGACAGAAAAGGUUUUGUUUUUAUUCUUGUUUAUUAUUUUUUGGUAUUACUCUGUUUAUGCUGUUAAAAUUUUGGCCAUUUCAUCACGCGUGUUCGUAACAAGUUUUUUGGUCGCUUCCUUUCUAGAUAUCAAGGAAAAUUUAAAUUUUGUUAACAGCGUGCAUAUAUACUGUUUUAAUUUUUUCUCUCAACUCGUAGGUUUCUUUUUAUCUUUUUGCUUUGAGAAUUCGUUUACUACUUCUUUUGUUGAAGCAAAGUCGUCUCUAUUACAUACCUCCUCUUCUGAGUCCCUGAUGUGAUCAAGUUCGUAGUGCAUCAAACUACUUUCAGUUGGCAUGUAAUCGUCUGACUUGAAAGAUAUUUUUGGACUGGUACAAAAAUCUUCAAUUUGGAAAACACAUUUUGUAUUAUUUGGACAUCUAGCGCCUAGUUCUCGAUUAAACAUCGUUCUUGUUCGAUAUGCUUGCUUUUAAAGUCUUUCUGCUUCAAAACAAUGUGUGUCUUUUGUGGCCUCGUCACUUUUGACUACAAAGAACCUUUCAGUUUGAAAAGAUGUUAAUUGUAAACUCUUCGCCAAAGUCCAAUACAUGAUUUGAAUAACAAGAAAUCUUAACGAAAAGCAGGAAUAUCAAUAUUUAAAUCUAAAUCAGAUUCUUGUAAGCUUAACAGUCAAGAAGAUAUCAUAGCACAAACAAGGAAUGUGCAAAUUUCUAUAUUUCCUGUUUUCUAAAGGGUUAAUAGACAACUUUAAAAACUUAGGACUCCAGGGUUUCUUAUUAAGAAUUGAAUAAUGUUUCUUUUUACAAAAAGGAGACUUAUCUGGGUGAAAUUUAGUGUCAAAUUUUCAUUUGUAUGACCUAAGUGGUUAGGGAGGUCCACAAAGAUGCUGGCAAAGGCAAUGGAUGCCAGUAAUGUAAAAUCUUGACAAAACAGAAACCUUUGUUUUCAACCAUGUUUCUCAUUUUUUAUCUAUUUUAACCUUUGGCUUAGGUACCACCAGUAAAACUAUUGUUUUUUAGUUGUUGUAACCUUGCUCCAGGUAACUGCUGAAAUGAAAUUAUGGAUGCUAGUCUUCAGUCUUAAUUACAAAGUAGAUUUAUACCUUUCGAUGUAACAAGCAAACCUCAGUUACAGAAAUAUGUGGGCAGCAUAUUUUGCAAAAUCACACUGUAAAUCAAAUUUCACAAAUAACUUUUCAAGGAAAGCUCUGCUUCAACGCUGCUUUUGCUCAUGGCAGUUAUCAUUAAUUUAAGAUUUUCAGUGUUAUUACCACAAUGUUUUCCAUAUUCAGGUAAAAUGUACAGUGUGCAUUAACUUUAAAGUGAAAUAUACUUGGCAAAAAUUGUACAAUUUGUUUCACAGUAAACCUGCUUCUGCCACAUACAUUUACUUGAAAUUCCAGAAAUUCACAGUGAAAAAGCCUUUCUUUAUGAAGGGUACUCAUUAUACAAAGUGCAUUUAUUUUUUCAAAAUAUUCACUAGCUAUUUUUUUUUGUUUUUAUUAAUGCUUUUCAAAUUCUGAUAAUUCUGAACAGUUCAUUUCUUCAUCACAUAAUUUAAACAUUUGACCCCUAAGAGUAGCUAGUAUCUAAUGUCUCCUUACAUAUCACCACUGAAUCACACUUUAAGGUCAUGACAAUAAAAGAAAUGAUCACCAACUGAAGAAACUUGCGAUUGUUAAAGAAAUUCUCCUUGUCAACACCUUAGGCAAUGUAUAAAGAACAGCAUGGAGAAUAUGCUCACUUAUGUUAGGAUGUAAAGGGUUUAAUUAAUGUUGUUGUUUGUGGUUAUAUUUUCCAGAAUUCCAAAAAAUUGCGCUGGCAACUGCUAUUGGUUUUGCCAUCAUGGGAUUCAUUGGCUUCUUUGUUAAACUCAUACACAUCCCCAUCAAUAACAUCAUUGUGCAGUAGUGAAAUAAUUAUGGUAAGGAUAAUGAUACGUGCCUGUUUGUUAAGUUUUAAUCUGGGCUUCUUGAGGAAUGCCAAAGGUUAAAGAUGGCUUCAGUUUUUAGCAUGUGCACAGGGUUUAGAUGUAUGCAUCAGUAAUUAGAAUCAAGUGAAAUAUAAAUCUAUAACUAAAACUGCUACAAAUAUC
Molecule: messenger RNA, 2177 nt
Organism: Pocillopora meandrina
Lineage: Eukaryota; Metazoa; Cnidaria; Anthozoa; Scleractinia; Pocilloporidae
Source: the annotation of a GenBank genome assembly